UGUGCUGUGUUUACAUUUCGUUGUGUUUCAUUCACGCGUUGUUUAAUAAUGUUCAGAUUGAAUCCUUUGAAUUCUGUGGAAAUCGUAUCAGUUAUAUCUAUAGUUCGAUAGAAAGGAGUGUUCGUCGAUGAUGGCCCUUAUGAUCCAUGUGCGACACACCCCAUGAAGAAAAUGGCCUUGGAUGUAUUUUUCAAAUAGGGAUUGUUAAUGAACAUGAAUAGAGAACGUAGCUAAGGGAAGCUGUCAUGGAGAGCAAAUCUAAGAAAGGGGAAAAGAUAGAAAAUAAGGACGAUAAGCCGGAAUUAGCAUGGGUGGAAACAGUGCUUGGUGAAAUGAAAAAUGAAUUCAAUAAGCAGUUAUCGUUUGCUAGCUACAAAACGGAUUAUGGUUCCAAGAAAAACAGUGCCAGUAGUGCUUCGACGAAGAAGCUCGAUACACGGAAAGCAGAAUCUGCAAAAGGUGCAAACAAGGAAGGUAAAAAAUCUGCUCCAUCUCACAAAUCUGGUGGUUCGAAAUCCUCAACAGGAAAGUCUGUUCACAGUAAACCUGGUACUUCAAAAACUAGUAAUACUAAACAGCAUUCCAAACAAGUUGUAAUUGUGAAGCCGCUUCCUGUGAAGCAGGCAACUACAAAAUCAACAAGCAGCAGCCCUGUAGCGGAAAGAGUGAGUAAAAAUGCCAGCACCAGGAAGUCUGCUGUGCUUACAGGUACAGAUUCCUCUAGCAAGGGGUAUACCAAGAAACAGGAUAGAAUCACUACUGCCCCCAGUGCUACAACAACAAAACGUGGAACACCAUCCACAGUAUCAGCUGACAAGAAAAGUGAUAAGAAAUGUGAUGUAAACAUGGGUGGCAAUCAUCUUUCUGGUAUAAAACAGAAUGUUUGCAAAGCAGUUAGUGACAAGCUGACUGUAGCACCUGUAGUAGCGGCUGUUUUUAAUACUGGGGAUAAGAUGUCUGUUGAGAGCUCCACCACUGUUAUUCCUGAGACCACCAGAACUAAAGCAGUCACAGUUAGUGAUAUGAUUCGUUCUAACAGCAGAACUGUCACCACUCCAAUCUCUAAUACAGCUGCAGCCUCCAAAUCCACCUUAAGAGUAACCUCAACUACCCGCCAUGCUGCUGCUGCUGCUGCUGCUGCUGUGCUGUCGCAACCAGCACUAUUAAUGUGCUCAACACUGGUACCUCUAGUGAUGGCUGUGCCACCUUCAUCAGUACAGGCAUUGCCACUGCACCUUGUAUACAAGCCCCUGUAG
Schistocerca nitens (vagrant locust) is the source of this 1256-nucleotide messenger RNA. Its product is annotated as location of vulva defective 1-like. The transcript has 3 exons. The record is from RefSeq and is a predicted model, not a curated record. Lineage: Eukaryota; Metazoa; Arthropoda; Insecta; Orthoptera; Acrididae. The coding region runs from base 246 to 1256 and encodes 336 amino acids.